UCCUACAGAGAAGUAAGUUGAAGGCACAAUGAGAAUGAUGCAAGUAGGUAAUAAGCACACGAAGCCACACUUUCGCGUAUAAGGAGUACUAUUCGCGGGGAAACAGAGUUGACUGCAGUUAUGGGUUUCCGGGGGAAACUUUCGGCCAAGGUCACUUGGGUUUCGACAUGUCUUCUUCUCUUUUUCUCUCCUAAAAUGGUGAAGACCCAGAUGGCAGGUUGCUCUCUCCUGGGCUUAGGCCUCGAGCAAUGUCUCAAUCAAGGCAAAAACUCCAUCUCCAUCUCCAUCGAUCAAUCUUGCUGCAUUGUCCUCAAUCAAGCAGUUCAAGCUGCUUUUCACUGCCUUUGCUUGCUCCUGGCAUCCCAUAAUCCUCCCUUGAGAACCCCAUUGGUGUUCCCAUUAUCAUCAAACUGUUUCAUUUCCGCGCCUCCAUUAACUCAGUGCCAAGCUCUAGUACCAGUACUGCGGCCACCAGUACCUCCACUGCUGCCACCGGUAACUCCAGCACUCCAGCCACCGGUGCCUCCAGCACUGCCGGUGCUUCUUCCACCAGAUAUUCCGCAGGAGCCACCAGUGACUCCACCACACUUUCCGCAGGAGCCACCAGUGACUCCAGCACUGCCGGUGCUUCUUCCACCAGAUAUUCCACAAGAGCCACUGCAACCUUCGGCUCCAAAUGCUUUCCUUUUGCCCCCACCACCACCACAAGAGCUUCCACUAAAGUCAACUUCAGAUAAAAAUUCGACGGUGCUAGCAAUGCAGCCAUCCCUAAACAACAAUUCUGCUCCAGAUUUGAGCACAUUCAAGAGUGGAUACUUAUGGAUAUCAGAGGGACGUAAGAAGACGAUUUCAUUUCAGUCAAGACUCUCCGUGGCUGCAACUCUUUGUGCUUGUAUGAUUUAGUUUUCAGACUUUACAAUCAGUUUCCUUCUCAUGGAUUCAGUGUUUUUCAGAACUUUUAUAUCAAAUUAGCUUAC
Molecule: messenger RNA, 977 nt
Organism: Rhododendron vialii
Lineage: Eukaryota; Viridiplantae; Streptophyta; Magnoliopsida; Ericales; Ericaceae
Exons: 2
Coding region: 121-903 (260 amino acids)
Source: RefSeq, a predicted model, not a curated record